UCUCAAAGAAACCUCUACCAACACAGCCAUGGCUUCUUUCCUUCCUUCAUGGAGCUUUAGCUUCCUCUUCACAUCAUGGAUGCUGGUAGCCCUAAGCAGAACGGUGGUUGCAAAGGUCGUUUACCGACCUAGCCCGUGGCACCUUGCCCAUGCUACUUUUUACGGUGACGAGACUGCCUCCGAUACCAUGGGUGGAGCUUGUGGGUAUGGAAACUUGUUCGUUAAUGGGUAUGGCACAGACACAGCAGCAUUGAGCUCGACACUAUUCAACAAUGGAUAUGCUUGUGGAACUUGUUACCAGAUAAAAUGUUAUGGGGCUAGUGCAUGCUUUAGAAAUGUUCAAUUCACCACGGUGACCGCUACCAACCUUUGUCCACCAAACUGGUCCCAAGACUCCAACGCCGGAGGCUGGUGCAACCCGCCUCGGACCCAUUUUGAUAUGUCCAAGCCCGCUUUCAUGAAAAUUGCUCAGUGGAAGGCUGGCAUUGUCCCAGUCAUGUACCGCAGAGUACCAUGCAUAAGGGCCGGGGGGCUUCGAUUCUCUUUCCAGGGAAAUGGGUACUGGUUGUUGGUGUAUGUGAUGAAUGUAGCAGGAGGGGGUGACAUUGCAAACAUGUGGGUGAAGGGAAGCAGAUCAGGGUGGAUCCAAAUGAGCCAUAACUGGGGAGCUUCAUACCAGGCCUUUGCAACCUUGGGAGGCCAAGCUCUCUCUUUCAGGAUCACUUCCUACACAUCCAAGGAGACUAUAAUAGCAUGGAAUGUUGCUCCUUCAAACUGGAAUGUGGGUUUGACUUACAAUGCAAAUGUGAACUUCCAUUGAUGCCCAACAAGCAGAUCAUGAGAGAUAUUUAUGCCAUCUAUGACUCUUUUUUGUUUUCUUAAUUUCUUACUUUUUAUG
Messenger RNA from Prunus avium (sweet cherry), 898 nucleotides. RefSeq names its product expansin-A7-like. Gene Ontology annotation, cellular component: extracellular region. NCBI's taxonomy places the organism in Eukaryota, Viridiplantae, Streptophyta, Magnoliopsida, Rosales, Rosaceae. Gene Ontology annotation, biological process: plant-type cell wall organization. The record is from RefSeq and is a predicted model, not a curated record.